AAUAAAAUAAAAUAUAUAUAUAUAUAUAUGUGUGAGUUGGUUACUACCAUUUAGCCAUCACGGAAAAAACUUUGUCACCUAAUUCAAUUAUUUGUACAGAAAUUCUACGCUUGUAAAACAUUGCUGUAAAGUGAAACAUAUACAUGUACAACGGCGUUCUCUUGUCCACACAUAUAUAUAUAUAUAUAUAUUUAUAUAUUAUACGCGUUUAGUUUAAAACAAAUUCCUGUGUAAAUUAUUUUCAUAGUCAUCGCAAACUACAAACAAAAUCAACUCAUCAUCUCUUCGUCGUGCUCGGUUCCGUGUGCAUUAAUCAUAUUUGAUCAGUGACUGACUAUAUAACCGAUAAAUCACUUUACUUCAAAGAAGAAUAAUACAAACAAAAAAAAAAAUAAAUAAAGAAAAAAAAAAACGUGUAAAUUCGUUCCGAGUUUUGUACAAAAUAUUUUCUACCAUAAUCUCACACACACAUAUACAUAUAUAUACAUACACACACGCAUCUUUAUACGUAAAUGUAAAGCAGUUAAUAUUAUCUCUGUAUAAAAAUUAUUUAAGAAUAUUGUAAAUUUUUCACCGUAUGCACUGAACAUUCACUAAUCAUAACGGUUUCUUAUGGAAUUCUUAACUCUAAAGUGAGACGCGAAAUUGCCCUCUAUUCUCGCGUUAUCGUAUUCGAUUAUGUAUUAAAUAAAAAUUCGUGAAAACGUUUCCGUGUAUAAAUUUAUUUCUAAGUUAUUUUGUUUCCGAAAAAGACUGAAUUUCAAACUCGUCGUAUCGUAAAUCGCGUGCGCAUCGUCGUCAUCGUCUACGAACUUAAUUCAAAAUUGUGUUUGUGUGUGUGCAAAUUGAAAAAAGAAAAAGCAAAAAAAUUACAAAUAAGAGAAAUUGCAUUAUAAUUCGUUAGAGCGUUCGCUAAAUCGUCCGUCGCUCUUUUCGAAAGAUUUCAAAUUGUCGAAAGUGUAGUGAUUACACAGUACGCCGUUGCAAUAAGCAACAGCAUUUGUUUUAUUUUUUUGUGAAAAGUGUUUUAAGAAACGGCCUCAAAAUAGAGCUGCUACCGACACCCACAAUUUCCUUCGCCCCCAUCGAGCCUACUGCGUCUUCGCACUACUCGCCCUUCUAUCAAUCACCGCCCGCAUUGCAAUCGUCGCAUCAUCAAACCCAACCGCAUAACUUUCUGCUAACACCACCACUGUCAUCUAUAGCACCAACGUCUUCGUCUGCUGCGAGUUCCGGUACUAUAGUAGCGCCUCAGACAACGAAUAAUUUCCAAGAGCCACAUAUGAAGUUAUUAGGCAGCAGCGAUGAUCGAAAUGUUCGCGGUGGUGAUCAAACGGUGCAGCGCACUGUUGAUGAUGCCUCGGCAGCGGUUGGUUACGUAUUCCAGCGUCCAUCGACGGGCGGCGUAGCUCCGGGCAGUGGCGUAGGCGGUGUGCCAUCCAGUCAUGAUGCGGCUGCGGCCGAAUAUGCUGCGCAGUUUGCUCAAAAGCAAUCUCGUUGGGCUUGUGGCGACGAUCAUACUAUCGAUAACCCUGAUAAAUGGAAAUACAAUCCACCAAUGAAUCCCGCCAAUGCGGCGCCUGGAGCACCACCUGGUGGUGGCCCUGGGACUAUCGGACCCAUUGGCAUGGGGACUGGUAUGGGUGGCAUAGGGAGUAAUGGCGGGCUUCAUCCCUCGAUGGGCGGACCUAAUCAAAUGGGAAAUUCAGCUGCUGCAGCGGCUGCGGCUGCAGCAGGCAUGGCUGCAAUGCAGCAAGCAGCCGCCGUUGCAAAGCAUACUCAAAUGAUGUCGCAAGUAGCGGCUGUAGCUGCUGCUCAACAACAGCACCAUCAACAACAACAACAACAGCAGCAGCAGCAACAACAACAACAUCAGCAACAGCAACAACAGCAGCAACAACCACCACAUCCAGCACAUCAGCAACCACCGCAUCCCCAACAU
Messenger RNA from Glossina fuscipes, 1942 nucleotides. Its product is annotated as maternal protein pumilio-like. The transcript has 3 exons. The annotation marks the transcript as partial. NCBI's taxonomy places the organism in Eukaryota, Metazoa, Arthropoda, Insecta, Diptera, Glossinidae. The record is from RefSeq and is a predicted model, not a curated record.